Molecule: messenger RNA, 759 nt
Organism: Geodia barretti
Lineage: Eukaryota; Metazoa; Porifera; Demospongiae; Tetractinellida; Geodiidae
Source: the annotation of a GenBank genome assembly
UCUGAACGUGGACAGCAGGGCUCCCGAGGUGGACGUCCUGAUGGAGCAGGGAUCACUGGGGUCACCGCAGCCAGGACACUGGAGGUGAACGGUGUCACAGACUUUCUGGUCCUGGAGGCAGGCGACAGGAUAGGAGGUCGGAUCAGGGAGGACGAUGGCGCGGGCCUGGAGCCGGGGGCUAACUGGAUCCACGGACUGGACUUGAGGGACAAGGAGCACCAUCCCAUCUGGAGAGAGUGGACAGCCUGUGACGAAGAUGGUCCUGAUGGCAGUGUCACUUCCUUUGACUUCACCCGGGUCUACAAUAGCUCUGGUGCAAUUAAUGAAGAGGAGAACUCUGUUUGUUUUAAACCGCCACUGCCCGACUGGAAACACGAUGCCAUCAGGAAUGCCACCCCAGUCUACUAUGGCAAGGUUCAUCUCCUCUUCAACUCUUCUUUUUGGAAUGUCACAGAGGAAGACCAGCAGGUCCUGGGAUACGUCUCUAACGAGGAAGAUAUUUGGGCCAGACAUACCGGAUCCAUACAGGGCUCUCUCGUAUCGAAAUGGAGGCGGAGUAGUGAUCCCUUGUUCCGCUGUGCCUUUACGGCCCACCGCACAGGAGUCCCGGAAGCUGUCUUCGACCUUCUAAAGCCAGUCAAUGACAGUCUGUAUUUUGCAGGAGAGAGUAUGAACAGCAGUGACUAUGGCUACACCCACUCUGGCUACGGCUCUGGCGCCUAUGUGGCACACCAAAUAGCACAACUCCAGUCACCUUAA